This is a messenger RNA of Komagataella phaffii GS115, 2319 nucleotides long. RefSeq lists its product as uncharacterized. Gene Ontology annotation, molecular function: protein serine/threonine kinase activity; ATP binding. Gene Ontology annotation, biological process: peptidyl-serine phosphorylation; protein autophosphorylation; autophagosome organization. The transcript has a single exon. NCBI's taxonomy places the organism in Eukaryota, Fungi, Ascomycota, Pichiomycetes, Pichiales, Pichiaceae. The record is from RefSeq and is a predicted model, not a curated record. The coding region runs from base 1 to 2319 and encodes 772 amino acids. Gene Ontology annotation, cellular component: cytoplasm; autophagosome.
AUGGGCUCUUGGACAACAACCGAGGGAGCAUUACUGAACAACCGCUACCUCAAGGUACGGGAUAUCAGUGAAGGUUCCUUUGGCCUCGUGUUCCUAGCCAAGGAUACCAAAGAAAACGACAAAUUGGUGGCUGUCAAGUAUGUGGCAUCUCCUAAUGAGAUCACACGAUACAAGGAGAUGAGACUCAAGAACAAUUUCAGUGACAUAUCCGAUACUGCCAGUUCGGACAAUAACUCUGUACCGACUACCUCCACCGAUGCAACAAGUUUGGUCAACGUCGAUGCAGUACAUCCUGAUUCUGCUGACAAGAGUAAGGAGCCAACAAAUUUGACUAACUUAAUCAGGGAAACCAAAUUAGAAGUUGAUAUUUUGCGCAAGCUGGGCUUGCAUAUCAACAUCGCAACCCUCUACGACACAUUUGAAAACUACAUUGUCUUGGAAUACUGCUCCCGGGGAGACUUAUACGAGGCAAUUCGCAAUGGAGUUGGUCCUUCAUCCACGCAUGAUGUCAUUGAUGUUAUGAUGCAGCUAAUUGAAGCUGUUGAGUACUGUCAUGCACACUCAGUUUAUCAUAGAGAUAUUAAACCAGAGAAUAUCUUGAUUGCAGAAGAUUGGUCAAUCAAACUCUCCGAUUUCGGUCUCGCCACCACUUCCAAAUUUUCCUCUGAUUUUGAUGUUGGCAGUGAACGCUACAUGGCUCCAGAGCUGUUUGAUAAGAAUGAUAGCGAGUACUUUGAUCAGACAUAUGAUGCUGAAAAGGCUGAUGUAUGGUCAAUUGGUAUUUGCCUCUUGAACAUCGUCUUUGGAAAGAAUCCGUUCCAAAGGGCCAACGGCUCCGAUAAGAUGUUUUUACAUUUCGCUUCAAAUAGAGAGACACUAUUUGAUAUUUUCCCCUCCAUGUCGUUUGAUCUGUUCGGAGUUUUACGACACUCUCUUACGCUAGAUCCCAACAACAGAAACCUUUAUAACAUGAAACAGGAACUUUUGAAAUUAAAGUCUCUCACCAUCGAAGAGGAAUUUCAUCCCUUCGACGAUACUGAUGAACUCGGUGAAAUUCAGGAGAAGAAGGAGUUGGAGGUAGUAGAAAUUUCCGAAGAGCCUGCCUCCCUUCCUGUUCAAGAGACAACAGAUACAGAAGAGAAAUCGUUGGCUGUUUCGUUCAAGCAAACUAAUAGCUUGCUGAAAUCAAGAAGACCACUGGGAGUCCCUACUUCCGACAAUAUUGAUAUUAAAGUAACCAAGAAACCUGCUAACUCAGAACAUGGCUAUGCUGAUAAUGAUAUUGAUAACGGUAAUGAUGGUUUCAAGCGUCAAGAUUUCCUAACCCCAAGAUCUGUUUUCAACAACUACAUGGACAAAAUUGAAAAGAACAGAGUAAACAAGGAGACCAAGAACUUUCAUCACACAAACCAUGGUUUGCAACUCAAUUCUACUAAUCAUCAAAGUCAUAACACCCAAAACCAACCCCCAUCUUACUCGACAUAUCAUACUCCAAGCAGUCAAAACCAUUAUCAUCCUCAUAGCAAUAAGCCAGGAUAUUAUCGCCGUAGUUUCAGCAAUGGAAACGGUAACACUUAUUCCCCCCAGUACCAGGAACAUUACCACACCAAAAGUAAUAACUACAACCCACAGAGAAAAGCGUGGAGACGAAGAAAGAAGUCAAACCAUAGAAUGCCACGCAAGCAGUCUACUAGUGUUGGCGGUUCCUAUAAACCCAACCGUAUUUCUUUUCACACUAAUCAGAGAGCCAGAGAUAGUUUCAAGGGAUCUUUUUCUUCACAUAAGAAGACUGGCUUGAUGGCAAAGGGUGCUAUGGCCAAUACUAAUACCCCUGCCACUGGCAAGUAUGUUCCUCCUGGAUUACGAUCUCCUGUGAAAUUUCAAGGAAUUCCCAAUGAAAGUGCAAUUGUCACUGAUGACGACGAUGUCGACGAGCUCUUUGUCUUGGAGGGAGAUUUCGACCAAGGAGUUCUUGCAGAAAAAUUUGAUACAACUAUGAAGAUUGGUUAUAAGGAUAAAGGCUCUAAGGAGAAAGAAAAGGUGAAAAAGGACAUCUAUAUUCCUCCUCAUCAAAGAAGAAACAGCGAAGACAAGCAUUCAAGACCAUUUGGUUCAAAGCCAUUUGGUAAUCACAUUUCUCCUCCUAAUUCAGGGAAAAACUUGCCCUACUCAAAGUUUAAGAUGGGUAAUAGGAGACACGAAAAGAAGAUCAGUUUUGAUAACAAUGAUGAUUCAAUUAGCUCGUCCCUUCCAAAUCUCUCAUGGUUUGAUAAGAAGGAAAAGUGGGAUAAAGAUAAGGAAUCAGAUUAUGUGUACUAA